Paramuricea clavata is the source of this 1196-nucleotide messenger RNA. Lineage: Eukaryota; Metazoa; Cnidaria; Anthozoa; Malacalcyonacea; Plexauridae. The record is from the annotation of a GenBank genome assembly.
CUUCUAUGGAAAUAAUUUACAUUCCACACUUGUGUCCAUCCAUUAUAUAAGGUGGAGUCUUUGGGGUGUAUGUCAUUAACAUUGUACACUCGAGAGAGCAGACAUCAAAAUAAUACAGAAAACUUCCAAAUCUCAUUAUGGAGCAUAUUAAAGAAGUAAUAGAAAUUGAAGAAUCCGAAGAAUUAUCUUGGAAGGAUUACGCCAUAAAGCAAGGCUAUUUGGUCAAGUUUAAUCGUGGUCUACUGAAAGCACCAAAGAUGCAAUAUUUUGUUCUAACAGACAUUGGACUCAUCUCGUUUGAAAGCAAACCAAAGCACGACACUAAACCGCUUUGCUUCCUACCUUACGAGCAACUAUCUUCGAUCAAACUUGACCACAUCGAACUGAACAGUUGUAAGCUUUGUUGCAUGCAAUUGACAAGCAAAACAAGCCCGAAUUUUACGCUCGCUUUCAAAUGCAAGGAAGAUAGAGAUGAUUGGAUGAUGAUUAUGAUGAAAGCCUUCUCGGAGACGCUCUUAACGACCAGUGUUUUUGACAAAUCAUCGGAGACUAUCGACGAGGACAACGCGAGUGAAAGCGACGUUUCUACAACGAAAGAAAAGCCCGAACGCAAUGUCAGCGCACCGAUGAAAGAGAAACUCGAGCAGAAACUCAGCACGGGCAGUUCGGGACCGAGUUUAAGACGGAAGCGCAGAAAAGGCGACAAGGGCAGCAUUCGAAGAUCAAAAUCAUACGAUUCGCUGGCUCUACACGAUGUUACAAACACUUCAUUCACUUUCCCCAUGAAAUUAUUAACCGCAGAGCCCGCCAAACCCGAGGCUGAAAACGCUUUUCAACCCCAGCAGUCGAGGAAACGCAAAUCCGAGCCAGAUAUUCACGUCAUCGCACACUCUCCUAGCGAGCGGACUGUCGAUAGCAAGGAAAAACUCUUCGCAAACUCUUGUAGUUUUGAACACAGAGACUCGCUGACCGUUCAAGCUGAAAAACAACUUAAGAGCAAAAAUGAUGCAAAACACAAGACGAACAUGUUCGCGAAACUUCUAUCGAAGUUUGAAAAUCCGGCUUUGUUAUCUGCGCACUAAAAUCGAGAACACUGAAUGACUCUUAAUUUAUUUCAUAAUGAAAAUACCGAGUGGCGAUGCCAUCUUGUAAAUAAUAUUUAUUUAAUUUAUCAAUAAAAUGUUAUUCAUUAUCUA